ACGAUCAGGUUCGCCUGUAACCAGAACUUUCUACGAUGCGACUUGGAGUUAUUUUUGUCACAUUAUGUAGCUGCUUUUUAACUCGAAAGAGAUGCGGCGCGGGGAACCUCUCCCCCAAGCCUUCCAGGCUCCGGUGGAUGUACAUGCUAGUGAGGAUGGGCAGGUGUACAUGUUCAGAAGCAAACAGGAAGACCUGGUUGCUUCUUCAGAGGAUGAAGAGCUCAACAUCAUGGAACUCCGCCCACGGAACCGGGACACUUCCUCCCAGGAGCAAAACAGCGUGGGAGAACUAUUACUGCUCGAGAGAAAAAUUUCUCAUGAGGACAACCUCAAUAAACUGGCCCUACAGUAUGGAUGCAAGGUGGCUGAUAUUAAACGAGUGAACAACCUUAUCAAAGAGCAGGAUCUGUAUGCACUGAAAUCCAUCAGAAUCCCUGUGAAGAAGCAUGGUCUGCUAACAGAGACUAACCCCGAACUCAAGGAUCCUCAGAAAAGGCCUUCAAGUCCAUCGCCACCACUUCCUGACCAGCUGCAGAACAUUUCUGGGGAAGGCCCCUCUGUCAGGCCUCAGGUGCAGGAGUAUACGGACUUCCUCAAAGAAGUGGACAAUGACAUUGAGCGCCUGAUCCAAAACACAGAGGCACAGGAGGAGGUGUUUGGAGGUAGCUCUGAUGGAGCCAGGCGCUGGGGCUCAAGAGGCAAGCGUUUGAAUGGCUAUGGUGCGGACUGGGGCAUCCAAUGGUGGAACGCUGUGAUAGCUAUGUUGCUCAUCGGUAUUGUCUUACCAAUAUUCUAUGUGGUGUACUUUAAAACUCAAGAUAGCGGGGAGUCUGCGGUGGAUGGUGGAGUGACAAAUGGCACUCUAGCUACCUCAAAUAAUUCAGGAUCGAGCUUCAGUACGGCUACCCCUAACGGUUUGAGUAGGAACCACUUCAACAAACCAUAGACAGAAAUGAAACAGACAGUGCAAAUACUGCAUAGGAUGUGUGGCUUUUUAAUACUGUGGUUAUACAAUCAUCAGUACUUUACAGAUUUAAGAGUUUAAUAUUAUUACAAAAGGGCUGUUGAACUACACUAACAGCCAAAAUAAACUGAAUUAAUUCAGAGCUUCAAGAAACCUUUAGUAAUUAGCUCACCCAGGACAUAUAAUUACUUUGUUAUUGGUAAUAUUAUACCAUUUACAUGAAAUCCAUUGACUCAGUGUGAAAAGACCAUCCAAAAAUGCUAAUAUUAAAAAAAAGUAGGCCUGAAGAGGCAAGUUAGCAUUAUGCAAAUAUAGCCAUGCUAACCUUUUGUUCUUUUUAUGGUCAUUUUGAUAAGUAACAGCUAGCAACUGAAAAGGGAGAAUUACACUUUCAUGUAAAUGAAAAGUUCUCCACAGCCAAAUGUAUUCUCUUGUUUUACAAUUAUGGAAACACCAAAAAGUAAUUUAACGAAAAGACAUGAAGAGUAAAGGUAUGUUCACAUAAUGUUCGCAAUAUGUUCACAAAUUUGGUGUGCGGUGCUUUCAACAGCAGCAAAAUGCACUACUCCAGCACUCUUUGCUUACGACAAACGUCACUUUGCUAUGACAGUGCAGUCAGAUAAUGUUUUAACAGAGUAUUGUACAGUUCAGGGAAUACAGCAAUGCAUCAUUUUAUUGGUAUUCUCCAUUUUUAAGUGGGAAGAAAUACCCUAUUGUGAUUGGCCGCACGCUUCAAGGUCAGCUCACAAUGGACUCACAGUUCAACAAAAAUGACUAUUAAAAGUGAUUGUGAACAUAUCUUAACUCAGCAGCCAAUGCUUAGAAUCACUGACAAGACACCAUUGGUGUGAUAUUCAUGUGUAGCAGUACACCUUUGAUUUAGAGUUUGAUAUUUUAUAAUCCCUGAUUAGAAAGGCUUUAAUGCUGUGUACUAUAGCCCUUCACUGGUUUAGUGCUGGUCACACAGGAAGUCUAGAACUAGACCUGGACAGACUAAGUAGGUCAGUUUGUGAAAUUUUCUUUUACUUGUUUGAAUUCUACCCUUUAUCUUGUUAGAAUUAAAGUAGAGGAAUUCUGUAUAACACUAGUACAUUUUGGGUAUUUUUCACUGUGCUAUGUGACAAUGUUAUACCAAUGGUGCCAAUGAACAUAAUUACAUGUUGUUUUUGUAUAUGGUUAAGUGCAAUAAUCUUCAUUUAAAUGAAAGUAUAACAGUAUUUCUACAGCUACAAACAUGAUAUUAAUUGUGCUCAGCCUACAGAGGAAAAUUUCUUCUUUUAUUUUAUUAUUUUUCAAGAAGUGUUCCUAAAACCCUGUUUUCAACAAAAUCUACAGUAAGUGACUCUGAAGCUCCUGCCAAUUGUGCACAAAUAAUAAAUCCUUCAAUCACAAAGACUG
Molecule: messenger RNA, 2362 nt
Organism: Pygocentrus nattereri (red-bellied piranha)
Lineage: Eukaryota; Metazoa; Chordata; Actinopteri; Characiformes; Serrasalmidae
Gene: lysmd4
Product: LysM, putative peptidoglycan-binding, domain containing 4
Exons: 3
Coding region: 92-946 (284 amino acids)
Source: RefSeq, a predicted model, not a curated record